AUGUUAUUGUGGAAGCAAAAUGAGCAUAGGUCUGCCUUUAUUGGUAGAACGGAGACUGAGAAUAUUAUUUGCUCUUACUGUCAUUCAAUGCCAGAACCCCACCCUCUAAUUGUUCCUAUACUAGAGGAAGUUGGUUUUUCUGGGGUUGCAAAUCUCAGACAUCUGAAAGUGGAUCACACAUUAAUCACAACUUUGGUUGAAAGAUGGAGAUCUGAGACUCAUACCUUCCAUUUUCCAACAGGAGAGUGCACCAUAACACUGGAGGAUGUUGCACUUCAACUUGGCCUAAGAGUUGAUGGUUUACCAGUCAUUGGCCCAACAUUAUAUGACUGGGAGGAAAUGUGCUCCACGUAUCUCGGAAUCGUGCCAAUUAAAGAAGAACAAGACGAUAUAAUUGGGGGUCGGCUUGUUUGGCUAUGUUAUAUAUUCAAUGGUUAUAUUGGACGGUGCGGUGGGAAAGACUUGAGAAGUCUCGAGAAGCUCUUCACAUGGGCAGUCAGAAGGUGA
Messenger RNA from Cajanus cajan (pigeon pea), 507 nucleotides. The record is from RefSeq and is a predicted model, not a curated record. Lineage: Eukaryota; Viridiplantae; Streptophyta; Magnoliopsida; Fabales; Fabaceae.